AGGUGUCACCCUUGAUUUGAAGCUUUCGUAACUGCAGGAAUCCAUACUCUUUGGUAUACAAUAGUAACGAAUUGGCCACGUUCUGUUUACGUGACAACCCCCUUUACUGAUUGACUGUGUCGGGUGGCGUCGGCUUUAACGACACAUAUUUACGCGAUCUAAACCAAACAAAAACAUUCUUAUGAAUUAGUGAUUGGCUCGAGUUAACAUUUUUUUUUAAAACCCCGCAAGAACAAUCUAGAUUUGAAGUUUUCGUGACUACAGAGAUCCAUACUCUUUACUUCUUUCGGUAAAGUCCCGAAACGUCGUUAUCCCGCACCAACAUUUGAAACCGCGCUUGCAAUUUUUUUGCAAAUCGCCGCGGUCCCUCCCCCCUGACUGCAGCGCGUUGCGGAAACACGUGUUCGUCAGCACCCCCCGCAGCCUGCCGCCGAUCGCGUUUAAUUCCGGGGAAUCCGGUCUUAAAGUCCUCGCGGUUUAAAAAAAAAAGACACACAAAGAGGUUGUCGUCGCGAUUACCGAUGGCGUGUGCAGUGGCCACCCCAUUGCUGGAGCCGAGCGGGGACUUCCCGGCGUGGCUGGAGGCGCAAGGCGUGAAUGCGGAGGUGGCCCGGGCCAUGGACUCGGAGCUGGGCAUCCGGGACUACGGGGUCCUGCGCGCCUGCGUCGGGGACGGCCUCGUGCGGGCCGAGCUGCUGGCCACGGCGCGCGACCGCCUGCCCUUCGGCUUCUACGCUGUGCUGCGGCAGGUGGUGAAGGCCCUGCAGGGUGCCGAGCCCCACGACGCUGGGACGCCGCGCUGGGACGACGCUGCUUCCUCCCCUGGUGAUGUGACGCUGGGAGGCCUGGUGGACGUGCUGCUCGCGCUGUUCAGUGGCUUGAGCCGCGAGCUGCUGUUGUCCGCACAGAAGCUGGGAGACAUGGACAAAAAUGGAACAUGCGCUGUUGGUUCCCCUUCAGCCACCGGGGCUGAAACACCUUUAGACAAUGAGAUUCAUGAAAUGAAUGAUUACGCAGUAAAUGAUGAGGGUGGAGAGAACUCAUCUCCAGACAAGGACGACAUGGAGCCCCACCAUACAUUUUUUCCAGUAAAAUCAGAGGUUGAUAAAGGUAGAGACAACAGUGAAGGUCACUCCGGAUUCAUCAUCGAAGAUGCAUUCUUGUGUAAAGAGGUGGGAUUGGACGUCAUGAACGUUGUGAAAGUUUCACAGAUUGAGGAGCAGACAGAGAGCCACGCUGAAGUUGAAGACAAGAGCACUGUGCAUGUGACCAGAUUUAUCAAGGCAACAGAGCACAUUCCUGAGAGAGUGGAGGCUCUGAGCAUCAAUGACCGUCUACCAAAUGAUGGGCAAAACAUUUUUGAAGACAACACACCAUUAGAGCAACAGCAGCAGCAGCCUUUCAGUAAAAACACAAGCCCUCCCGUUUUUUUAACAGCAAACGUUAACAGCGGCGCGGAAAAGAAGCCUUACCAGUGCUCCGUGUGCAACAAGAGCUUCACGUGGAACUCGCACCUGGUUGAACAUCAACGCAUACACACGGGCGAGAAACCGUACCGCUGUAAGACGUGUGAUCAGUCCUUCGUGCAGUCGUGCCACUUGAAGACGCACAUGCGCACGCACACAGGCGAGAAGCCCUACCUGUGCACGACGUGCACCCGCAGCUUCUCACGUAGCCACCACUUGAAGGCGCACCAGCGCAUGCACACGGGCCAGAGGCCGUUCCAGUGCAAGAUUUGCAAUCAUAGUUUUUCACGGACGGGGAUGCUGAAGGCACACGAGCGCUCGCACACGGGCGAGAGGCCCUACCGGUGCAAGAUGUGCGACAGCAGCUUCUUGCGUAGCCACCACUUGCAGGUGCACGAGCGCACCCACACUGGCUUCCGGCCGUACCAGUGCAAGGUGUGCUCCAGCAGUUUUAUGCGUAGCCAUCACUUGAAAGUUCACGAGCGCAUGCAUGUCGGAAAUGACUCACAGCAGUGAGGUGUGUGUGUGUGCGCUUGUCUUGAUUCUUCGUGUUUACGUCUGCCCCCCGACGGUUAGGAAUUACCGCAAGGAGUUUGUGGCCAAUGCUGUGAACUGAUGGACAAACCCUCCUGGCCGCAUUUUAGGAAUAGGCAAACUACAGCUUUCAUAUUCUUUGGGUCUUUACCGAAAGACCCGAAAAAUAAUGAAUCCCUGCAGUCACAAAAGCAUUAAGUCAAGAUUUUACAUCUGUCAUUUUAACAAGAUUGAGGAGUGGCUUGAUCAGACGAAGAGUAAAUAAAAAAGGAGUGACCCCAACCAACUAAUUUCAGAAGGAAACCAGGACCCUUAGUUAUGGGGUCAUCAACGGCCUCCAGAUCUCCAACAGCGUUUGUUGCCGAUGGCCACUGCGUGUUCCAUUGCAGCUCAUUGUAAGCACCCAUUGGCUCAGUACUUGGCAAGAGGGAUAUAGCCCUUCAUUGUCAAGACACUAUCACAUGUGAAGAACUGCACAAUCCACAAUAAUACUACAGAAGUAUCGUUACAGGAGCGUUAUUGUUGAGCUGUGAUGUGUGUGUUAACCAAAGUCCCCAUCCAGGUGUUAGACAACAUGAGGAAUGGACUCGUGCUAAGAGGACUACCCAAGAACUAUCCUGACCUCGCAGAGUUAUCCUUUAAAGGCUAAAUAUUUCACGUGGGAUUGAGUGCUUUUACGAACAAUAAGAGAUUACUGCCAUGGGAGUCCUCGCUUUCCCCAGUGGUAGCCAAUCUAUUUCACUUCGGCAUGCUGAACUUCCUGCCCUCUAGUAAGGACAACUGCCUGCACCGCAGGUAGAGGGUGUGUAUCGACAGAAUUAAAAACUACGUGGGACAAACUUGCAGAUCAAAACAUGUAUCAAGGAACACCAGGUUUGCAUUCAAUCAGCCAUUGUGGAACAUAGCUGGUUGGGUCUAACUCAACGUACAGUCUAACAGUGCCGAGGCCCUAGCAAUAACAGAACACUUUCUCUUGUCUAAUAAAAUAAUCCACUGGAAUUGAAAAUAUACCAUAACAUUUUAAUUAACUCUAAAGCAGCUAUUCCGUUUCAGACCUUUCCAGAUGCGCAACUGCACGUGCCCUGAUAGGUCCAGCCAGGCCCAGGACAACCAAUUAUUAUUGUGGGUGGUGACCAUCCAGUUUCUAUGCAAUCAUAGUCCUGGGAGCCAACAGGAUCACCAGGACAAAAGCACACGACAAUAGUGGACAUCAAGGGGCCCUUGAGUACAGACAAGAAUUUUGCUUAGGCUCCAAAAAUUUGCAUCGUGCAACAAACCCAGAGUAUCUGCGAGUCCCAGCCAGUUCGCAUCGAUGGACGCACGUCAGUGGUUGCUGUGAAUUUCGUCACCACUCCCGACACACCAGCCAAUCGGCAGCCAGGAAAACAAUUUUGAUGUCGCAUGGCUAGCGUUGCAUUAAGUCCCUGUGCAAGUGAAUAUUAUUAAGAAACUUGCAGGAACAGCCACGGGAAGCGAUGCCGGCACAUUGAAGAUAUCGACGCAGGCCCUUGUUCACAGAAGAAGAAUGGCCACCAUGAGGCAAUCGUUCCGUCCGUUCAGCCGGGUAUAUGUCAGUGGUGUAUUUUUUUAAAUAACGUGUGAUUUUGUAUUUAGUUGUGCAAGUGUAUGAAUGCAUAUAUGUAAUUACUUAUGUCUGUUUCUUUUCGUGGGAACGUCCAUUUGCGUGUGUGAGAAAGUGUGUUUUUACACUUAUUUAACUUGCCUGUGUAUAUGAUGUGCUGUGUCUGCCUUAAUAUGUGUUCGCUAACAAUAUGUUAAAAGGCUAUAUGAGAAAAUACUUUAAGACGCGGUGGAGAGAAUUUGAUGAAAGCAAGAUGCCUCUGCAGUGGGAAACGCCAGCUGGAGGUGGGAAAAGGUGGUAGCUGUGUUUUUUUAAAACCAUAUCUUUCUAUGUUCUCACGGAAAUGUACGUAUUCCUCUUGCAUAAAUCCCGUAGGGAAUCGGAAGAUUGAGGGAACAAAUGUUCAACACCCACCCUAACCUCGAAGACCACGCAUGUUUCUGCAGAAGCUUACACAAGUUAAAUUAACAAUAGUUUCGAUUUAAAGCUUUCGUGACUGCAGGGAUUCGUCUUCUUGGUUCUUUCGGUAAAGUCACGUAGUAAGGAAAUAAUACAAAUAAAACAUAACCUGUUCUUCACCUGAGGACGGCUGCGUGCGUUGUGGCCGAAACGUGAGAAUUGUAUUUUAUUAUGUUAAAUUUUUUUAUUUUAUUAUUUCCCUUCUACGUGACUUUACCGAAAGAACCAAGAAUAUUAACAAUAGUUAUGGAGUUACGCUUGUACGGUGGUGGUGGUGGUGGUGAUGAACAGUGUAUUUUACUGAUUGUUAAUAUUUUAACGUUACUAAUUCAACACUAUGACAUUUUUAAACAAUGGAACUUUAAAUAAAGGAGUUUUAUCUCCAAACUAUGAUUGCG
This is a messenger RNA of Lethenteron reissneri (Far Eastern brook lamprey), 4439 nucleotides long. Its product is annotated as zinc finger protein 514-like. Gene Ontology annotation, biological process: regulation of transcription by RNA polymerase II. The record is from RefSeq and is a predicted model, not a curated record. NCBI's taxonomy places the organism in Eukaryota, Metazoa, Chordata, Hyperoartia, Petromyzontiformes, Petromyzontidae. Gene Ontology annotation, molecular function: DNA-binding transcription factor activity, RNA polymerase II-specific. Gene Ontology annotation, cellular component: nucleus.